Dibothriocephalus latus is the source of this 414-nucleotide messenger RNA. Lineage: Eukaryota; Metazoa; Platyhelminthes; Cestoda; Diphyllobothriidea; Diphyllobothriidae. The record is from the annotation of a GenBank genome assembly.
AUGGGCCAAAACCUCGUUUUAAACAUGCUGGACCACGGCUUCAAGGUGUGUGUUUUUAAUCGGACAACCUCUAAAGUUGACGACUUCUUGGCAAAAGAAAAGGAUCGAAAAAAUUUGUGCGGUGCAAAAACUGCCGCUGAUUUUGUUUCCUGUUUGGCAAAACCGCGUGCCGUUAUGCUUCUCGUAAAGGCUGGAAAGCCCGUCGACGAUUUCAUCGAAAUUUUGCUGCCCUUAUUGGAGCAAGGAGAUACCAUCAUCGAUGGAGGCAACUCCGAGUUUGCUGACACAGAGCGCCGGUGCAAGUACUUAGGGGAUAAAGGCUUACUAUACGUCGGCUCUGGAGUCAGUGGCGGAGAAGAAGGCGCCCGUUAUGGUCCCAGCCUAAUGCCCGGUGGAAAUCCCAAUGCCUGGUAG